Molecule: messenger RNA, 1410 nt
Organism: Canariomyces notabilis
Lineage: Eukaryota; Fungi; Ascomycota; Sordariomycetes; Sordariales; Chaetomiaceae
Product: WD40 repeat-like protein
Exons: 5
Coding region: 247-1257 (336 amino acids)
Molecular function (GO): protein binding
Source: RefSeq, a predicted model, not a curated record
AUUCCAUGUAAAAUAUUCGAAGAUGAGAUGAUUUUCACUCACCAUGAAUAGGAUCUCAAUAAUCUAGAGAAAUCUGCAAAAAUCCAACAAGAACGUCAUUCUUGGUCGAAAUCACAAGCACUUAUUCAGAGCUAGCGAACUGCCAAUUUCAAAGGUGCCAAAGCUUGGUGCCGACUUACACCCUUAAAAGCACACACGGGAUCCGGCAUUAGAGAGAAUAGUUUAGGAUCCUUGACUCACCCCAAGAUGGCCGCAUACAACCUGGCUUGUAGAGAUGGGUACAAGUACCCUGGCCAUGAAACAUAUGUUGUCGACAUCCUUCCCGUCGCCGCUGGACUUGCAACAACAGCUUCGGAUCAAACCCUCAAUCUCUUCGACCCCCUUCGACUAAGCCAGGGACCGACCAGCAAGAUCACGACAGACCAAGGGAAUCUGACCGCCGCAAAGGCUUACAGCGUGGCUGACUCCGUCAUAUGCACAACGGGCGAGAAUGGCACCGUGUCAGUUUGGGACUUGCGGCAGGAACCGGCAAGAGCUCGGGCGAUGCAAAUAGGGGGAGGAAACUGUCCGUCAUUACUAUCACUGGCAUGUUCAAAUGAGACGAACACUAUCGCCGCUGGCACUGAGCUAGCAAACCAUCAAGCUUCCAUCCUCAUCUGGGACGUGCGCUCCCCGUCAUCUCCUAGAAUACAAUACAAUGAAGUCCAUUCAGACGACAUCACCGAGCUCUCAUACAACCCAACCAACCCAUCCCUUCUCCUUUCCGGCUCCACCGACGGGCUGGUGUCGGUGUCAGACACGCGCGUAGCCGACGAGGACGAGGUCGUGGUGCAGACCUUCAACCACGGCUCGGUGCACCGCGCCGGCUUCCUCAACGCCACCGAGGUGUACGCCGCCUCGCACGACGAAAAGUUUGCCUUAUACGACAUGGCCGAAGACGCGGUCACGGGCGCCGCCACGCUCGAUCUCGGUGACAUCAGGGACCGUCUUGGUUGCCGAUACCUUGCCGGCGUGACGGCUAAGAUGGAUGGUGCUGGGGCUGUGCUUGGCGUUGGGUUGCCUGAGAUGGAGAUGUUCAAGUUGGUUCACUUGGCCAAGGGUGCUGCUGGGUGGGAGGUGGAUGGGACGGCGGUUGUUCAGUUGCCCGGAGCUCAUGCGUCGGAGUUGGUGCGGAGUUUCUGCUUCUUUGACGAGGCGCAGACGGUGUUUACUGCUGGAGAGGACGGGUGUGUCAAGGCUUGGGGUGUUAGUGGCUAGGCUUGAAGAAGCCGCGGAUUAGGGGUUACUGAUAUGAGCACUUCGAAACCAAGGGUAGUCUACACCGUUGUGUAAAAGAACCCCAAAUCGGCGACAACGUGUCACAGUAGAUAUAUUAUAGCCUUGGUCAACGUGUCUCGCCGCACUCGACCC